Molecule: messenger RNA, 1095 nt
Organism: Laccaria bicolor S238N-H82
Lineage: Eukaryota; Fungi; Basidiomycota; Agaricomycetes; Agaricales; Hydnangiaceae
Exons: 1
Coding region: 1-1095 (364 amino acids)
Source: RefSeq, a predicted model, not a curated record
AUGGCAAAAGGAAGGCCAAAUCCCAAGGUGGAUGUGGAGAAGCAGGGAGUUCGGCCGAUGAAGAAGAAGGCAGCCGACUUGAGAGGAACCAAGCCUGGGUCAGUCAAGGAAGCUCAGCCGAAACACGAAGUUCGGCCGACCAAGAAAGCAGUCAAAAAGAACAACUUGACCACAAGAAAAGGGGAAGAUGAAGAUCAAUGGCACUCCGAUGUGGAAGAGGAGGAAGCUUGGCCCAACAGGACGAAAGCAGUGAAGUUCCUAGGGUCAGAAAAAGCAGCUCAGAAAGAUCAAUGGGACUCUGACUCAGAUGUCAAGAAGCAGGAAGUUCAGCCGAUCAAGAAGAAAGCAGCCACAGUCAAGGGGACAGGAACCGAGCCUGGGUCAGACGAAGAAGCUCAGCCAACGACGAAGGCAGCCAACUUUGAAGGAACCAAGCCUGAGUCAGUUGAGGAAGUUCGGCCAAAACCCAAAGAACAAUGGGACUCGGACUCGGAUCUUGAGAAACAGGAAGUUCAGCCGACAAAGAAGAAAGCAGCCACCAAGAACGACUUCGAUGUAAAGGGGACAGUAGCUGAGCCUGGGUUAGACGAUGAAGCUCGGCCAACAAAGAAGACUAUUGAUAACCUGAAACCUAAAGGUGAAAGCUUUUGGGAAAUGGACUUUGCGGAGCCAUUGGGUGGACAUGGGGUGAAAAGAAAAUACAGUGACAAUGAAGAGGAUGCCCUCCCCAACAAGACUUCUCGGUUGGAGGCCAGUUACAAACUUGGCCCCAAAAACGGCCGACCUGGCACAAUCAAGAAGGCUGCUGGCUCCCCUGUCGUACAAGACGUUUCCAUUGACAAACCAUGUACCGAGGUCGAUCCACAUGCUGGUCGCAGCCCAUCAACUAACAUUGAUUUAGUCAAGUCGGCCAUGGCUGUCCCUGUCAAGGCAAAACCUAAACCUCGGCCCAUCAAAGGCAAGGUUUCCACCAAGAUUGGUCAAAGAGAAUUGCUGAAGAGAGUGUUCGAAUCACCCAAUCCAAGAAACAUUAGUUUAUAUCUUUUUAGAAUAAUGUCAAUUCGUUUUGUGUUGGAGUUUCACCCAAGUUCGUAA